Suricata suricatta (meerkat) is the source of this 1411-nucleotide messenger RNA. It is a transcript of the gene RPS19BP1, whose product is annotated as ribosomal protein S19 binding protein 1. The coding region runs from base 162 to 1007 and encodes 281 amino acids. Lineage: Eukaryota; Metazoa; Chordata; Mammalia; Carnivora; Herpestidae. The record is from RefSeq and is a predicted model, not a curated record. Gene Ontology annotation, molecular function: enzyme binding. The transcript has 5 exons. Gene Ontology annotation, cellular component: nucleolus.
ACCUGGGCCCUCAGCCCCUCCUCCUCCUGGGAGGGGGAAGGCAGUGGGGGUGCUGCUCCAGGAGAGGCGACAGCCGACAGCCAGAGGCGUGGUGAUGAUGGGUGCUGCUGGUGGAGUCUGAGCUGCGGUGCUGGGCUCACUGCUGCUCAGCUCACCUGCUGAUGCUGAGCCACAGGGGCCCAGGAAGCAACCGGUCACAGCCACCCCAGAUGGAGUGUGAACAAGAAAAAUACAGUCGGGACACUCCGUUCCACCCCCGACCUCGCGGACCACGGAGCUGCGGAGGCUGGACCAACCAACCUGGGCUGGUUAAGGACCGCUUCGGGGAGGAGGCGUGGCCUUGGACGCCUAGGACUGGUUGGGUUGGGAUUGGACAACAAAGGCGUCCUUCUGCAGGUCGGCCCCGCCUCCGGUUCCCGCCCCAAUUUCCUCUCAGUAGUAGAGUGGCAACCCCAAACGCAUGCGUCCUAAAGCCGGUGGGCACUUCCGCCCGCCCACUCCGGAACCUCGGUUCUCGCUCGGGUUUCCGCGGAGAAGACCCGGGCGGCCAAGGCGGAAGUAUUGUGAGCGUGUGGGCGGAGCUUCGUGCGGCCAUGUCGGCGGCCCUGCUGCGGCGGGGCCUGGAGCUGCUGGGAGCGCCAGAGGCCCCCCAGGCCGCGCCCGGCCAGGCCAAGCCGAGCGGGGCUCCGGUGAAGCGGACCCGGAAAGCGAAGGCUACCCAAGCCCAGAAACUGCGGAACUCGGCCAAGGGAAAGGUGCCCAAGUCGGCGCUUGCCGAGUUCCAGAAGCGACAGUGCCGAGGCUGCCUCGGAGUAAACCUCAAGUUUAUGACCAGUGCAAGAAGUCCAGUGGCCGAGUCGGUCACCCAGAAGAUUGUGUGCCAGAACCGGGGCCGCAAGGCCUGUGACCGGCCCGCGGCCAAGACGAAGAAGAAGAAGAAGGCGGAGGGCACCGUGUUCACCGAGGAAGACUUCCAGAAGUUCCAGCAGGAAUACUUCGGCAGCUAGGCUCCCAGGAGGACGCAGUGGGAAAGGCACUCAGCCCCAGUCUCCUCCUCUGACCUCACAGCCUCUGCUGGCCCCAGGACCCUGCCAAGCUGCCGACGUGGCGCAAGGACGCCUGGGGGCUUGAGCCAAGGCAAGGUGGCUAGAAAGGGCGGGAGCGGGAAGCCUGGGGAGGAUGCUCGCUCAGCACAGCUGACUUCUGCAGGGAGAGGCCAUCUACCCACCAGAACACGUGUGACUGUUUGCUUUGUUCUGGCCCGAGCAGGGCCCCUGGGCUGUUUGCUCGGAGGGGCCAGUCACGAGGCCCUCGGGGCCACACGUCUCCGGGUAGAAGAGGGGCUGCCGGGCAGGCUCCUGGGCUCUAAUAAACGUGGCCCAAGAGCCGGGUGUGCUGCCGGCCUGCCUCA